CAAGUUUAAAAGAAAAAAUGAAAAAAAAAAAAACUGCUAAAAUUCCCAAACAGUCCCUAUACUAUACUUCAAAUCUCCAAAUCUAGAAAGCUAGAAAAGAAAAGAAAAAAAAGACCAAAAUAUUUUUGCCAACUAAUUUUCAAUUUUUUUUUUUUGUGAUUUCUAAGGUUUAGGGGUUAGCAAUGGCGAAGAUGGAGAAAUCUGUAUUAGCAAAAGAUAAUAUGUUCGAAUUCGAAGAAGAAAAUAUAGUCAACGAAAGAGAGAACAGCCAACAGUCAGCUGAAGAAACAAUCUUACUUGUUCAGAAAAAGCUGCAUCAACUGGAGUUCGAGAAUGUUGAUAAAAAGCAAAACUGCAAUAUUGAAAAUUUACACGUUAUAGGAGUUGAUCUUUUGUCAAAGAUUCAGAAUCUUGAUAAUGGAUUUGCUCGUGCCUUUACAGAAUCCAGGAUUUCUGAAUUGCCUGUUGGCAACAUUGAAAUGUCCAAACUAUUUGCUGAGUUGAUUGAACGGAUUCAACUUUGUUUAGCCGAGUUAAAGCAACUGUCUACUCUUUCUUCAUGUGCAAAUCCUAGAGGAACUUGUGCAUAUGAUGAUUUGGAAAUUUUGAAAAGUUCUGAUUUGAUUAGUCAAAAGCAACAGUUAAGUUCUCCUAAUCAAGAAGAUAGUCAUCUGGUAAAGGAAUUGUCAACAAAAUUAUUCGAGAUAGAGAAGCUUAAAUCUGACAAUUUGCACAAGGAAAAUGAACUUGAGGCUUUAAGGCAUCGCCAAAAAGAGUUAGAAACUCAGAUUUGUUCUGUUGAGAAGGAGAAAAGCCAGUUGGAGGAAAAUAUGGAAAUCAUGCGGAGAGAAGUUGUUGUUACAGCUAAAUUCUUGGAUGAUUUACGAAGUGAAAUGAUGGAACUUAAUAGCAAUAGGGAUUGCCAAAUUUCUGCCAACAAAAUUCUCGCAAAGAAAUAUUCAGAACUUGAAAAUGGGAAGCAGGAAGUGGAAGUUUAUUUAUCUGAAGUAGAAGAAGAAAACUUACUUUUAUCAGAACGGUUAUGUGGUUUAGAAGAAAACUUAAUCUAUCUAACUGAUGAGAGAGAGUCAUGUUAUAUGGAUCUACAAAACUCAGAGUCUGAACUGAUGAAUUCCAAAGAUGAGAUAAUAAGAAGGUUGGAAGAUGAAAUGGAGGUACAAAAAGUUGUUAUGAGACAAAAGAUGGAAGAGAUGCAUAGGCAAUGGCUAGAAGUUCAAGAGGAGUGUGAGUAUCUAAAAAUUGAAAAUUUCAAACUGAUUGAAGAGUGUAGUAUGCUUCAGAAAGCAAAUGGACAACUAAGGAUGCAAAAGAUGGAGUUAAAUGAGCACUGUAUAGUCUUGGAAGCAGAUUUGGAAGAAUCAGGAAAAGUUUUUUCUAAUAUGCUUAACAAGGUUGAUAACCUCCAAAGAGAGAACCAACUGUUGGAAGAGGAAAUUUUGGCUCAAUUGCAGAAAAAAGCACUCCUGCAGGAUGCAAUUUUAGCUCUUAAAGAAACAAUUAGUGAAAUCAAGUUUGAAAAUGAAAUGCUGGAAGCUUCUUUUGUGAUGCUAUCAAGAGACUAUGAAGAACUUGAGGCCGAAUUAUCGUUAUCUGUUCAGAAAUUCUUUAAUAGUUGCUGCUGUGGGAAAGUUGCCCUUGAAGAUGCCUUGGGAACUCAGGAGGCUUUGCUGAAAAGUGAUCUGGCAGACAUACAGGCUAAUAACCAGCAAAACUGCAAUACUGAAUGUCCUCAUUUUAUAGGAGUUGAGUUUGCGGAAGCUUUAGAGGCAAAUGACAUGUACAAGGCCCAGCUUACAAGUUUGUUGUCAAAGGAAGUAAGCAUUCAUUUAGAUGUUCCCGAGAAGUUAACAGGUGAAGGAGCUGCAGCAAAAGACAGAUGUGAAUGCAAGGUAUCAACGCUUGAGAUAGAGAUGAGUGGAAGGUAUCAAAUAUGCUGAGGUAGAAGCUGAUUGAGAGCGACUUAUGGUGGAGCUCAAGGUGUUAAAAUUAUAGAAAAAUUAUAGAAGAAGCCGGCUUUCAGAAUCUCAGGUAACUUAGGUUAUAUCAGUCAUCGAUGCUGCCCCAACACUAAAAACCUUUUUUUCACGUUUUUUUUCCAAUUGUUUUAUACAUCUUCUGUUAAGCAAAACAGUGACAUAUUUAUCAUUCUUCCUACUUGGGGGGCAUGCCGGCCUGUGCAAAAAUUGUAGAUUUUUCUGGUUAAGGGCUAAUUGUAACAUUGCUACCUUUAUACUAAAUGUAUACUAAUGUUUCCUGUGGGUAGUUUACCAGUAAAUUAAAAUAGUAAGCCAUGAUGUUACAGAUUGAGUAGUCAUUGUGAACUUGCUCUACAUUCAUCCUUCCUAACCUUAUUGUGUAUUCUGAACUUAGAAUUGCUGCAUAAGCUUUAUGAUCACUUUGGAUUAUUGGAAGUGAGGAAGUUAGAUCCUUAAUGCAUUCUCAGUUUUUAUGAAAUUUUAUAUCUCAAGUUGCCUUUCAAGCUUUUAUGAUCACUUUUAAGUGGAAGGGUUUUUGCACUUUGCCUAGUACAUUAUCUUUUUCGGAGAGGUCCAAGCAUGUUUAUUUAUUUUGGGUUUAGUGAAUUCAUGAAAAAUUACUUUCAGCCU
Messenger RNA from Durio zibethinus, 2627 nucleotides. RefSeq lists its product as uncharacterized. NCBI's taxonomy places the organism in Eukaryota, Viridiplantae, Streptophyta, Magnoliopsida, Malvales, Malvaceae. The record is from RefSeq and is a predicted model, not a curated record.